Amphiprion ocellaris (clown anemonefish) is the source of this 6975-nucleotide messenger RNA. RefSeq names its product myosin VIIA and Rab interacting protein b (gene myripb). Lineage: Eukaryota; Metazoa; Chordata; Actinopteri; Pomacentridae. Bases 325 to 3453 code for a protein of 1042 amino acids. The transcript is spliced from 18 exons. Gene Ontology annotation, molecular function: small GTPase binding; myosin binding; actin binding. Gene Ontology annotation, biological process: intracellular protein transport. The record is from RefSeq and is a predicted model, not a curated record. Gene Ontology annotation, cellular component: cortical actin cytoskeleton.
UGCUGCUUUGGGGGGGGAAAAAUAAUAAGCCGACUUGCCGAGGGGCAGGCAGGGAAAAAGUAUCUGGGAGAGAGGAGAGGGAGACAGGUGUCGCGGAAGUUUAUACUUGCAGAGGCGCAUCCCUCCGCGUCUUUCUAAACAUUUUUUUUUUUUUGCCAUUAUCUGGAAUAACGUGAAAGAGACUGUGACUGGCGGUCAUUCGGCUACCACUGAUCCUGUGGUUGUCCCAGCCUCGGCCCCCAGAGCAGCAGUGCCUGAGCCUCUCCUCCUCCUCCUCCCCUCUGUGACCAUCAGCAGCAGCUCAGCGUGGCGAGGCCAGGAACAAUGGGCCGGAAGCUGGACCUGUCGGGCCUAACAGACGACGAGGCAGAGCACGUCCUGAAAGUGGUCCAGCGGGACAUGAAGCUGCGAAAAAAGGAGGAGGAGAGGCUGAGCGAGAUGAAGCAGGAGCUGGCGGAGGAAGGCAGCAGAUGCUCCAUCCUCUCCAAGCAGCACCGCUUCAACGAGCACUGCUGCAUCCGCUGCUGCGCGCCCUUCACCUUCCUGCUCAACCCCAAGCGCCAGUGCCUGGACUGCCAGUACAACGUCUGCAAGACCUGCUGCACCUACAGCAAGAGGGACAAAGCCUGGCUGUGCUCGGCGUGCCAGAAGGGCAGGAUAUUGAGGACGCAGUCGCUCGAAUGGUAUUAUAACAAUGUGAAGAGUCGCUUCAAGAGGUUCGGCAGCGCCAAGGUUUUGAAGACUCUGUACAGAAAGCACAUUAUCGAGAGAGGAGCACUCUCUGAUCUCCCAGAAAGCAGCGUUCACGAGGGAAGCAACGACAACGAUGGCAGCGUCUGUGGCAGUGACUCCGUCUUCUACAAACAGAGCGAAGGUCACAGUAUGGCAGAGACGCUCACUGUCGCCCUGCGUGUUGCUGAGGAGGCUAUAGAGGAGGCCAUCGCUAAGGCAGAGGAGUUCAGUGACAGCUUGGAGAAGCAGAAUGAGGCUCGGUAUCUGCGGGACCACAAAGAGGAGCUCAUAGAGGAACUUGCCACAACCAUCGUACAAAAAAUCAUUCAGAGGAGGAAGCGCUCGGAGAUGCAGACAGAGUAUGACUUUGUCUGGCCUCAGCCUCAGUCUCUGAUCCAGCCCAGUGAACUGCCCUCUCCUUCUCAGCCUCACGCUUCCUCACAAGGACCACAAGACCCCCUGAAGACCUCCUACUCUCUCUGGCGAUCGCGAUCAGCGUUCUCCCUCACCAGUGACGACUCCCCAGAAAAGGCUCCAGAGGAGGAAAGUGCCGGAGCAGACGGCAGCGGCUUGCAGGAGUGUACUUCUCUGAAGAGGGAGGCCAAGGCCACUUCUCUACCCAGCUGGAAGAGCAUGGAUCGCCUGGACAACUCGAGUGCAUCCUCAGUGCUGCAGAGCCCGGACGGUAACUGGAUCGCUCUGCACAGUUCUCAGCUGUCCCGGCCCAGCCUGCUCACCAAGAGGAAAAGCCUGGUGUUCAGCGUGUUGGAAAAGGAGUCCGGCGUUGUCUCCGCUUACGACGAGAUGGGAUCUGACUCCGAGGUGGACGAUGAAGGCGGCUGGGGUGCGGCGCUUAGACAGUUCCGGCGCAAGCUGUCAGACGAGACUUACUACACAGACUCGCAGCACGACCCCGAGUGGACUUACACCCAACACCUCCCCGUCACCUCCCCGUCCUCGGGCCAGUACACCAACACCGAGACCCUCAACUCGGACUCCGAGGCCUCAUCGGUGCUGUCUGCUUGUCCUCGCAAACCGCCUCACAACCUGAUGAGGAAGAAAGGACCGCCGGAUACACACCUGCACCCUCAUCACCAGCCACUCUACCACCAACACCUUCACCAGAACUUCUCUCCGUACCCGGUCCACUCAGAAGCUCUGGAUGUGAACUUUAACCCCAAGGUGAUGGGCGACAGCAGCGAGGCCGAGGAGAAGCAGAGUGACCCCAUCAGAAGAUCACGGCGACGCAGGAAAAGCAAGAGAGAGUCAUCAACAGAGCAGAACCGGCCUGGAAGCCAGAGCCAUACACAGUCCAUCUACCCCUUAGCACAGGAGAACAGCGGCUUUCUACUCAACAACCUGCUGAAGAGAGGUUUAAGUGUGGAUCAGUCAGUAUCUGACACUGUGCCAGUGGCCACAGCUGCACCAGACGCCUUCAAACUAGAUGCCAUGACACCUGAGCCAGAGGACUUGGACACGGUGGCGCCGAAUUCGCCCGCCCCCGGCCCUCCUCUGCUCCACUCUUUGGCUCCGGGACCCCAGCUCUCCUCCAAUAGCUCGGGGCCUAGAACCAGCUCCGGAGACCCACUGGAAGAGGAGAUACGAUCUCGGCUUAGUCAGCUGGUCAGCCGUGCCAACAGCAAAGACAGCAGCUCAUCUGAAGAUGAGUGCACAACACAGUGGCCUGCGGACAAGCAGACGGAAAAAGAAAGUGACAGACAGAGAGAGAAAUCAAGGCCAAAAGACACAGAAAGGCAGCGGGCAAGUGACAAAUUAAGUGAGAAAGCAAGUGAAGCAGUGGAACAAGUGAAUGGACAAGAGAUGAAAAGAAGUGAGAGACUAAUGAAGAGCGCUUCAGUGAGAGAAGAAGGAAGAAUCAGGGAGAGGAGGUUAGAGAAACGAGGUGAGAGUUUGAGAGAGAAAGUAGAUGAACAGGAACAGAAGAGAGGAGACAAAAGAGAGCCGAACAGACAAAGCAAGAGGCAGCAUAAAAGAGACGUGGAGAAAGAAGCAGGGCUGAAAGCAGCAGCGAGGAGGAGUGGAUCCAGCACCAGUUCACCUGCUGUUACACCUUCUUCCCAGGAGGGGGCGCUGUCAAACAACCAGGUGGGACAGAAUGACUCGGAGCAACAGCAGAGGCUCCAGUUGCUCUCCUCUAUCUUACACCAGAAGUACUCGGCAGCCUCACUCUGCAGCAUCACCACUGAGGUGCUCAAGGUUUUGAACGCUACAGAGGAGCUGAUUGGUGAGGCGGGAGGCGAGAGCUACACCCCUUCUGAGUCCAUGAGCGCUUCUCCCAUCUCCAGCAGCUCCGAGACCCGCCGACUAGACCAGAGGCUCACCAAGAUGGAGGAGAAUGUGUACCUGGCUGCUGGAGCAGUGUAUGGCCUUGAGGGGGCACUGGGGGACCUGGAGCAGUGUGCUCGCAGUAUUAACAGUGGGACCACAGAUACAGAACUGGCCUUUCUGGAAGACCAAGUGGCUACAGCAGCCGCUCAGGUCCAGCAGUCCGAACUACAGAUAUCAAACAUUGAGGCCAGGAUAUCAGCUCUGAAAACAGCUGGGUUAAACGUAACUGUCUGCAAUCACUUCUCCAAGUUCAAGCCAAAGUCUAAGCCUCAAACACUGGACUCAUCUCGCCAUCAGAGGAGGAAGCUUCCAGCGCCUCCACUGAAAGAAAAGUCGGAGCCGGAGCAGCAGGUGAAAGUAUUUCGGCCGUAGUGACAGUCAACAGCACAACGAGCCCCUCAGGGCCACUCCAGAGCCCCAGGGACGGGGGCCCUUCACAUCCAGUGCCUUGACCCAGCGUCUGCCUCCAGAUCCAGGCCAAGCAGGGGCCAACACCUGCCCUGUGUCACCCACCCAGCACUCAUCCCUCCGCCUACCACGGUAUCAUUUAAACGUCUCUCAGAAGACACGACCGGCUCUUUCCCCCUUUUCUCCCUCAGUUUUCGCCUCCUCACCACACACGUAAUAUGUAAUGCAAAGGUGACUCAACAGUCAGUGUUUCUGCCUUAAAAUCUGCAAACACUCCUCAUUAUCUGACUCAAAAAGAAUAUCUGUACAGACAACGAAAAACUCAUUCCCUCUUUCUAUCUGUUUGCAAGAGUAUUGUGAUUUAAUGUACAAUGAAGCUGUGGAAAAAUCAUGUGAAACUUUCUGUGAUUCAGUGUCCCAAAAAGAGGCUGAGCCGCGUUUUAUACUGCAUCUUCUUUUUCACCAAAUGAAAUGUUAUGAGGAAUCUAAUCAUAUUGUAAGCACCCUUCAGAACUUUAUUUUUUUGUUGUUGUUUUUGAAUGAUUGUCAAGCUUCACACAUACAUACAGCUAUCAGAUGGUAAUCCUCGUUUGGGGGAUGAUUGUAACACUUUUGGUAUUUUAACGAUUAUAAAAAUUACCAGAAAAUAGUGUUUCGAUGUGCAAAAGUAUCAGGACCGAAAAGUUUUUGUCCUUUCCUGCCACUGGUGAUGGCAAUAAAGGUAAACUAAGCACAUUUGAGAAAUAUGCCAUUGUAGGUGCACAGCUAAAAACAAAUUAGUUAGAAGACCAGUUUAAAAAUUUGAAAAGAGGAUCAUUUGCUUUUUUUGCUGAGAGUUAAAUUAGAAAAUCCAAACCAAACUCAUGUCAGUAUGCUAAAUAUGAAGAAGCUACAAUGGAAAGAGCAGCCAAGCGUAAAGACUGGGGCAUAUAGAGUGGAAACAGCUACCCUGGCUCUGUUCAUAAAGCUUAAACAAAUAUCCUACCAGCAGCUCUAAACUUGGUACCAAAUUUUCCUUUGAGCUCUGUUUUGGUCUCCUCUUGAACAAAAUAUCCAGCUACUGAACAUGCUGUCUACUGUUUGGUGCAGAGCAGGUUGCUUUUUUUUUCUUUUUUUACCAUCAACUCUGUCACAAAAAUAUCACAGUAGCCUUGUUUGCGUAACAUUUUUUUUAAUGAAAACUGAAAAAUUGAAAAAAAUGUUCCCAGUUUUGGGGAAAAAAUGUUUAUAGGCUCAUAUGGGGUGUUUACUUUUUUGAAAAAUAAUUAAAAUGAAUAAAUAAGCGGACAAUAAAUUCACACCACUGAUCGGCUGUUGACAAUUUAUUUGUUGUCUUUGUCUCGAGAAAUCAUGAAACGUAACUAAUACCAGCUGACAUUAAAGAAUAACUCAAACAUUUCUGAUUGACUCCAGAAGGCUUCUCUCCAUUUUUCUAUCAUAUAUAGCCAAAGAUUUCUUUUUGUUUCCCCUCAUCUUCAGGGUUUUCGCAAGUUUGCAAACAGCUAAUUUGUAAGGUGGCCCACAUUGCCAGCUUAUUUACUAGUCUAAUUGACAUUUUCCUUUCUUUUUUCUGCAACAUUUCAAAAGUUUUCUUACAGAGGGAUGAGAAAAAACCAUAACAUUAUGUACCAGACAACUAAACAAUGGGCUUAAAACUCUAUAAAACAACUCUAUAAAGCAACUUGCAAACUUUUUCACAUUGUUCUCACAUUAUCAUUUGAUACAUUGUUAAUAAGAAAAUAUCUACAAUGGCAGCCUUAAAUAAUACAAGAUUUUGAUAACUUUGGAGAGAGCCAGCGUCACUGCUUUACUCUGUUUCAGUCUUUAAGCUUGAAGCAAAUGCAAGCACUUUAUAUUUAGCUUCAUAUUCAGCAUACUGGCGUUAAUUUACUCAUCUUCUACAGUGUCAGAGCUAUAAAGACUGUGGAAGUUCUCUCAUAUUUAUUUGGACAAUGAAUAGCUGAUAAGAACUAAUUAGUAGACGCACACACAUGUACACAACAGCCUUAAAGUGGAAGCUGUGGGCUACUACAUUUAAACGAAUCGAAAUAUGGUUUGAAUAAUGUCUUGAAGCCUUCCUUCGUGCAGUAGGCCUGUUCUUCAACGCAAGGUCAUUUAUCUUCCUCCUCAUCAUUUUCUUCGUUUACUUUCAAACUUUGUGGCCUUUUAUUUGAGCAAAAUGUAUAUUUUACAUGUUUUUCCCCUUUGCUGGGUCAUGUCUGAACUAUUUUUGUGUUACAUUCAGAAAAUCUUGCAAGAUUUUUACAUAAUGACGUCUGAUGGGCUAUAUAACAAACGCCAUGAAACCAUGAUUUUGUUACAAGCAAUUUAUUUUUGUACUUACUGAACGUUUUUAUGCAAUACCGCUGAAAUAAGUACUAUUGCAAAUUAAAGGCUUUAUUCUCUCCUCAAAGGAGCCCUCCUCAGCCAGUCCUAUCAGACUCUCUCUCUCAUGUGUGAUGACUCAAAGUGCUUUCAGUGUAAGCCUGCAUUUACCAUUUGAUAUUCUGCAAGUAAUGACGAUGGUAAAUGCUACAAAAACACAGGUGACAAGAGGCAUUUUUGGAGCAGCCAGUACGAUUCAUAGUGUACUUGUACUCCUUAAACACUAGAUUUGAGAAUACUGCCUUUCAUUUUUGUGUGAUUUUUCUUUACUCUGUGACCACUUGCGUUAGUCAGAACCUCAGUUGACCAUGCAUUCGCUUUUUGCUUUUGGCUACAGCUAAAGAGCAGGGUUGGAUUUCCUGACAGACUGAUAAAAAAAAAAAAAAAAAAAGGUGUGCUGAUCUUCUGUAUGAAUGCUCUGCCCCUUCUAUUAGUGACCUUUCCAUCCCAGCAUUUCACAUCUUUGGGUUUGCACACUGAUCCUGUACUUUUGUCAAUCUUGUUCUCCAGAGGUGUUGAUGUAUAAAAAGCAUGUUUCUGGUUUUAUCAAAUUGAUGUAAAAAUCUCCCAUGAGAAGCACAGCCACAAGGGGUCCAAUCAUCAGUGUCCUGUAUUUUUCUAAUGUAAAAAAAAAAGUAUUAUUAUCUCAUCGAAGAAUUUGUUAAUAUAUGUAUAUGUGUGAAAAGAUGGAUAUGAUAUAGAAUAACGUGUUUAUUGCCCAAUCAUAGUUGACAAAUCUUUCGGUGUUGUGUGCAAGAGAUUGUGUAUAUUUGUCAUGACUCGUAAGGCUGGAUUCAAACUGGAAGUCGAAUUUACUGUUGUAACAGUGUCCCAGAUACUCAGAAAUGAUGAGACUCACACAGAGCUAAAAACAAACGUUACUUUUGUUCCUGUUCUAAUCCGGUGUGGAUGACUAUGAAGAGGUUCACUGUGCACGGCUCCACAGGCGGGCCAGUCACUUUCAUGUGCAAUCGUUUGUUGCAAUCCAUACGACAUGUCGGGGAAAAUAUUAACAAGCAAAAAAUACAGAUUAUCUAUGUGCCACAGUACUCUGAGAAAAGAAAAUGUAUGAUGAAAUAAAUAAAAUUUGCAAACUUAAAA